Messenger RNA from Zootoca vivipara (common lizard), 964 nucleotides. RefSeq names its product FKBP prolyl isomerase 1B (gene FKBP1B). Gene Ontology annotation, molecular function: peptidyl-prolyl cis-trans isomerase activity. The record is from RefSeq and is a predicted model, not a curated record. Gene Ontology annotation, cellular component: cytoplasm; sarcoplasmic reticulum membrane. Lineage: Eukaryota; Metazoa; Chordata; Lepidosauria; Squamata; Lacertidae. Gene Ontology annotation, biological process: regulation of cardiac muscle contraction by regulation of the release of sequestered calcium ion; protein peptidyl-prolyl isomerization.
GGCGGCGCGUGGUGCGGGGAGCAGGUUGCCAAGCGGGAGCGCGCCGCGUCGGGAGCAUUGCGGCCAUGGGGGUGGAAGUGGAGACCAUCACGCCGGGAGACGGAAGGACAUUUCCAAAGAAAGGCCAGACAUGUGUGGUCCAUUAUACAGGAAUGCUACAGAACGGAAAGAAGUUUGAUUCCUCCCGAGAUCGAAACAAGCCUUUCAGGUUCAAGAUCGGCAGGCAAGAGGUCAUUAAAGGAUUUGAGGAAGGCGCAGCACAGAUGAGCCUAGGACAAAGAGCAAAGUUGACCUGUACACCUGACAUGGCGUAUGGAACCACAGGGCAUCCCGGAGUCAUCCCUCCCAACGCUACUUUGAUUUUUGACGUGGAGCUGCUUAGGAUAGAGUAAAAAGAGGCAACUGACUAAAAGCACCUGUUGAUAACCACCAUUCCCCCCCCCCUUCCUCUCAAUGGGAGGCACCUUCAGUAGAAUUUCCAUCAUUUUCACUCAAACUCUCAUACCAACCAUGUCUAUCCUGAGGUUGUUUUCCCACUUCCCCCCCCUUUUUUACUGUUAUUAGUGUUAGAAUUUGCCCCUGAAUAGAUGCUUCUUUGCUGUAGAGACAGAAAAAAAAGAUGGCUGUUACAUCUGAGUUGUACAUUUUAUUUUAAUUUGCAUGUGAAGCUCCAAAAUUGUGAUUGAAACUAUAUAUAAAUAUAUACAUAUAUAUAAACCUAUAAAUAUAUAGAGAUUACUUACUGAAAAAACCACUGCCUUAUACACUUAAAGGAAGAAAAACACACACAAGGGUGCUCAGAAAUCCAGUGUACAUUUCGUACACGAGUGGGCAUUAGCCAAACCAAGUUACCUGCGCUGCCACUUUUCCCUCAAUUUGUAUGUUCUGCUUGCUGCUGUUUUAAAGAAAACAUCUCACGUGAUAACUUUCCAAGAAGAAAAAUAAAAUCUUGAUACUUUAUGGA